UGAGCAGGCCUGGUCCAUCCCGCUCGGCCUCCUUCCUGAAAAGCAGCUUUCCCUCAGCAGAGGGCACCCCAGCCCCCCAAACCUCCAGCCUGCAGGGCCGCGGGAAAGACUCCAAAUCCCAGAAAUCUCCAGGAUCGACGAAAUCCAUUUGGCUUUGACAGCCGCCGCGGCCGAGUCCUUCCGCCUGCCCAGCCUGGACCUCGGAGGGAGCUGGAGAUCAUGGUGGACUGACCGACCGGCGCUGCCUGCCCCCGCCCGCCAGCCCAGAGCCUGCCCGCUCCCCAUGCCGAGGUCAGCCGAGAGGAGAAGGAACAGGCCGGGGCCCGGCCCAGCCAUGCCGGCCUCCUCCGGUUCCCCGGGGGCCCAGUGCCCCCGUGCCGGUCCCUGAUGGGCCCCACACCCGGGAACUAGCUGCCGAAGGUGGCCCGGGGCGCCCUUCUCGCUGGAAUCGACUCGGCCCGCCGCCGGGUUGGCAUCGCGGAUGAGCCCAGCCGAGCAAACUCCCUAGGCCCGUGGCCCUGAAGGCUGCUGCCCUCUCUGCCGCUUGAGGAGGAAAGGCAAAGGGUGGGGGCAGAGGGGCAGGAGGCGAGAGGGGCCGGGAGCCGAGGGGGUGCCAUGGCCCGGGCGCUGCCCUGGCUGCUGCUCUGGGCAGUGCUGCCCGCCCGGGGGGCCCAUCCGGGCAUCCAGGUGCCCCUGAAGACCAGGCAGGGGGGAUCGGCCCCCGGCCCCCGGCUGCCCCGGGCGGCCGGCGAGGGACCCGGAGACCCCGGGCCGGGGGGCAGCUUCGUGGAGAUGGUGGACAAUCUACGGGGCAAGUCCGGGCAGGGCUACUACGUGGAGAUGACCGUGGGGAGUCCCCCCCAGACGCUGAACAUCCUGGUGGACACGGGCAGCAGUAACUUCGCCGUGGGGGCCGCCCCCCACCCCUUCCUAAGGCGCUACUACCGGCGACAGCUGUCCAGUACCUACCGAGACCUGCGGAAGGGUGUGUACGUGCCCUACACCCAGGGCAAGUGGGAGGGGGAGCUGGGCAGCGACCUGGUGGCCGUCCCUCACGGCCCCAACGUCACCGUGCGGGCCAACAUCGCCGCCAUCACCGAGUCUGACAAGUUCUUCAUCAACGGCUCCAACUGGGAGGGCAUCCUGGGGCUGGCCUACGCCGAGAUCGCCAGGCCUGACGACAGCCUGGAGCCCUUCUUUGACUCCCUGGUGAAGCAGACGUCAGUCCCCAACCUCUUCUCCCUGCAACUGUGCGGCGCCGGCUUCUCCCUCAACGAGACCGAGGCCCCGGCUUCCGUCGGUGGGAGCAUGAUUAUCGGAGGCAUCGAUCCCUCCCUAUACGUGGGCGGCCUGUGGUACACGCCCAUCCGGAGGGAGUGGUACUACGAGGUCAUCAUCGUGCGCAUGGAGAUCAAUGGGCAGGACCUGAAGUUGGACUGCAAGGAGUACAACUACGACAAGAGCAUCGUGGACAGUGGCACGACCAACUUGCGUCUCCCCAAGAAGGUGUUCGCGGCUGCGGUCAAGUCCAUCAAGACGGCGUCCUCGACGGAGAAGUUCCCGGAUGGCUUCUGGCUCGGGGAGCAGCUGGUGUGCUGGCAGGCGGGCACAACGCCCUGGGACAUUUUCCCGGUCAUUUCCCUCUACCUGAUGGGGGAGGUCACCAACCAGUCCUUCCGCAUCACCAUCCUGCCACAGCAAUACCUGAGGCCGGUGGAAGACGUGGCCACAUCGCAGGAUGACUGCUACAAAUUUGCCAUCUCCCAGUCGUCCACGGGCACCGUGAUGGGCGCUGUCAUCAUGGAGGGCUUCUACGUCGUCUUCGACCGUGCCCGCAAGCGAAUCGGCUUUGCCGUCAGCACCUGCCACGUGCACGACGAGUUCCGAAUGGCGGCGGUGGAGGGUCCCUUCGUGACGCCGGACACGGAGGACUGCGGCUAUAACAUCCCGCAGACGGACGAGUCGACGCUGAUGACCAUCGCCUACGUCAUGGCUGCCAUCUGCGCCCUCUUCAUGCUGCCGCUCUGCCUCAUGGUUUGCCAGUGGCGCUGCCUCCGCUGCCUGCGCCGCCCGCGGGACGACUUCGCCGACGACAUCUCCCUGCUCAAGUGAGGGGCGGCGGGGGCAGAGUCCCCUCCCUCCGGGCUGCCCGCCGGCGGGCAGGGGGCCUCGCCCGGGGGAGGGUGGUGGAACCCCAGGACCCUCCGCCCGCCACCAGCCGCCUCCGCCUCGGCGGGGAGAGGAGCGGGAGGCUCCGGCGGGGUGGGCGCCGGGAGGGCACGGGGCCCCCGGGCGUGGGGAGAGGCAGAGCAGGGAGCUGCCGGACUGCAGGGAUCGCACACCUCCCAGCCGGAAUCCGCUGCCCGACGCUUGAAGCCGUACCCCCCUCCCCUCCGCCCCCCGCCUUUCCCUCUCGGUCCCUCUGCCCUGACCCAGGCCCCGGGGAGAUUCUGGGUGCCCCAGGACCAACGGGGGACCCAGAGGAGCCCUUUGGCUCCAACGACCCACUAUCGCAGAGGGCCUUCAUCGAACCCCCGCUGGAGGCCCUCUGUGAACAAGCUGACCUCCUUUUGGUGCAGGGUUCUACCUUGCCUUUUUAAUUUUGAAUUUGAAUAGGUUACCGGUGGGGUGGGGUGGGGUGGGGGGGAUCUUUUUGGAGGGUUGAGAGGGCGAAGGGGUCGAGGGUUUGGGGGGGAGACCGAAAACUCAGAGUCCGGCCCCUGGCUGGCUGGCUAAUCCCAGGCCUGGGCUCUGAGGAGCGUUGGGGAUCGCGGGAGGGCGGGGGGAGAUGGUCACGGGCCCCAAGGAGUCUCGAGAGGGGCAAUGGCGGGGCUGGGCUCUGCCCCUUUGCGAGGGGUCCCCCUGCAGCGAGCGAGGCAUGGGGACUCCGCUGUGACCACCUCGAUCCCUCCCCGUCUUCCUCUGGGCCGGGUGAGUAUUUCUCCCUUGAAACCCAUCUCUGCCGGGGUCCGGUCUGUUUCACCCGGCGCUCGGGACCCGCAGAGCAAGACCGGAGUCUGGCCUUUUGGGAACUGCUCCCCUUCCUCUGCCUCCCCUUCUGCCACACUCUUUCUGGGCCGGGCGUGGCCCGGCCUGGACUAGGGUUUCCGGGUCCGGGGUGGCCCCGUGACCGGCCACCUCCCGACUCCGAGGAUGCCCUCUCCCCUCCCCUUCCUGCUAGAGCUUAUGGGCAGGUUGGGUUUAGAGUGGACCCCCUCCUUACCUGGCUGGCUAUCUCCAUCCCUUGCAAUUCAGCCUCUCUUCCUGGGCCCAGGGAAAACUGGCUUUUCCCCAUUACCGUGGCACACAAAACUUCCCUGCUGCGUACACCCAUUAUCGUAGAGGAAAAGCAAAAACCUGGCGGUGCCCGAUUUUCUUUCCUCCUCCCCCCGGCCGGCUGACGGCCGCCCGGGCCUCAUAGCUUCAGAGAGCUCUAUUUAAUCUCCGGCCCCGCACCGCCUCCCCUCCCCACGGCCUUCAGGGCCUUCCCUCUCCACCCGGCGGGACUAGCCCGUUGUAGGGGGAAAGAGCAGCUUGGAGCCACUUCAGGUCAGGGUCCCGGGGUAUGAGCACCCUGCCCUUCCCCCUCUCUCCUCUCCCCGGCACCGACAGCCGGGUGGAGCCCGAAGCGGACAUAGGACACUGCAGCUGCGGCCCGGCUCGGCAGGGAGGUGACCGUCCAUCGCGCACCCUAGCCGUGGCUCCGAGAGAGCCACAUCUCCCGCCUCCCACCCUCCGCCCCAGCCGUCACCGCGCAGGCAGUCGAGGGAGAUGCGGCCCCCGGCCUCUCCCCCGACAUUUGGCUGGACGAGGCAGGACCAGGGGAGAGUGGGACUGUGGGGAAAGGGGGGAUGGACGGCAGGAAAAGGUAGGGGACUCACCGGAUCAGAAGGUCGCCACCCUCAACUCGUGGGCCAGUUGGAGUUUGCACCUCGAGCCCUGUUCCAGGCUCCGGUGGGGAAGAAUUCCACCGGGGUCGGGGGAAGGGGCUCCCGGUGAAGGGGGCUUCCAGGGGCCCCGAGAGGUCCGGCCGUACUGCUGUUGGCGAACCGACAUUCAGCUGGUGGUUCCUCCUGGGGCAAGGUGAGGUUAAGGGGGGGCGGGGCGUGCGGUUUGGUCGUCCCCUCUGGGUAGAGAAGCUCGCAAGAGAGCCGACUGCAGGCUGCCACAUCCAAGAUGCGGGCAGGACCCCGGGCUCUGAAGAUCCACCCAUUUGGAAUGGGUGGAGGGUUUGGUUUGCAGCAGCCUUGGACCCCCCCGCCCCGCCCCCCAUUCACCUCUCCAUUUCCCGGAUCUCCCUCAGUGUCGAGUGAAGAUCGUGCCCCACGGGUGGAAUUCGCACAGAGAUCUCCUCACCCCAGUGCCUGCCCGGGGCUCGUCCAAGGACACCCACCCACUUGACGGAGAACCAGCUGCCUUAACCUUCUGGGGGGGGAGGGGUGCAAGGGGAGGGCGAGGACCCAACAGACCGGGCGGGAGGGGGAUGGGACCGUACCAGGCCGGGGUGCCCGUGGGGGGGGACCUGGAGGUGGUCUGGGGCUCAGGAGGGGGCCCGCCGGCAGGGACUGG
Messenger RNA from Ornithorhynchus anatinus (platypus), 4569 nucleotides. It is a transcript of the gene BACE1, whose product is annotated as beta-secretase 1. Gene Ontology annotation, cellular component: trans-Golgi network; endosome; membrane. The record is from RefSeq and is a predicted model, not a curated record. The transcript has 9 exons. NCBI's taxonomy places the organism in Eukaryota, Metazoa, Chordata, Mammalia, Monotremata, Ornithorhynchidae. The coding region runs from base 616 to 2112 and encodes 498 amino acids. Gene Ontology annotation, molecular function: aspartic-type endopeptidase activity. Gene Ontology annotation, biological process: membrane protein ectodomain proteolysis; amyloid-beta metabolic process.